Dermacentor albipictus is the source of this 718-nucleotide messenger RNA. RefSeq lists its product as uncharacterized. The record is from RefSeq and is a predicted model, not a curated record. NCBI's taxonomy places the organism in Eukaryota, Metazoa, Arthropoda, Arachnida, Ixodida, Ixodidae.
GUGAAGACGCCGACAUGUUCGGUGUGAACAAUUCGAUUCGCUCGAAUUUCAGGCGAGCAGCGCCUAGCCAUGGGCUUCUGCUUUAUGGAGAGAGGCCUCAAGGACCGACUCGUUCGCACGGUCGAAUCCAGCCGGGACUACAUUCGGAAGCGCGAGCCGAUCGUGAUCCAGGAGCCGAUAGCCGACGGCCCGCUGCUGUCCGUGCGGAACGUGCGCGUCUACGGCGUGCACAGCGUGGGCAUCGAGGGUGCCUCGAUGCGAUGCAACAGCAGCUUCCUCGAGCUGGAGGCGCACCUCGUCUUCCAGAGACUGGAGGUCCUCUUCGACUUCACGGCGUCCAACGGCGUUUCUCUGGCGGGCGACUUGUACCUGGUGGCCGAGCCUUGCGAAUUCGAGGCCACCGUGCUGUUGCCAGCCGAGAAAGGAUCGCGCGUGCUGCUUACUUCACUGCGCGUGCGCGAGCUUCGAGUCUCCGGCCUGAACGUGAGCGGGCCGCUGUCGCUGGCCUUGGCGGACGCGGGCAGCCCGAGCGGCCUGUUCACGGUGCGACCGGACCACAAGUUCUUCACGCGCGCAUUGGUUGGCUUCGUUCAGAGGUGCUUGGACCGAGUCGAGUGGAAGGUGUAACAAAACUUUGAGAUAAUUUGUUUUGUUCGUGUGUCGGGUAUUUUUUUAAAUUAUUAUUGGAGAGGACAUAAAAGUUUGGUUGCCUUCCUAA